This is a messenger RNA of Paramisgurnus dabryanus, 1300 nucleotides long. RefSeq names its product actin alpha cardiac muscle 1a (gene actc1a). The record is from RefSeq and is a predicted model, not a curated record. Lineage: Eukaryota; Metazoa; Chordata; Actinopteri; Cypriniformes; Cobitidae.
CAUGCCCUUCAUCCCAGUGGAAACUCCAGUCUUGUGCUACAACUCGGACCACCUACACCAAACCAAUCAUGUGUGACGACGAUGAAACUACCGCCCUCGUGUGCGACAACGGUUCAGGUUUGGUCAAGGCUGGAUUCGCCGGUGAUGAUGCUCCCCGUGCUGUCUUUCCCUCUAUCGUUGGCAGACCCCGUCACCAGGGUGUGAUGGUGGGUAUGGGUCAGAAGGACAGCUACGUCGGAGAUGAGGCUCAGAGCAAGAGGGGUAUCCUCACUCUUAAAUACCCCAUCGAGCACGGCAUCAUCACCAACUGGGAUGACAUGGAGAAGAUCUGGCACCACACUUUCUACAACGAGUUGCGCGUUGCCCCUGAGGAGCAUCCCACCCUGCUCACUGAAGCCCCUCUUAACCCCAAAGCCAACAGGGAGAAGAUGACACAGAUCAUGUUUGAGACCUUCAACGUUCCUGCCAUGUACGUUGCCAUUCAGGCUGUGCUGUCCCUGUACGCCUCUGGCCGUACCACCGGUAUUGUGCUGGAUUCUGGUGAUGGUGUGACCCACAAUGUCCCAAUCUAUGAGGGUUAUGCUCUUCCUCACGCCAUUAUGCGUUUGGAUCUGGCCGGUCGUGACCUGACUGACUACCUUAUGAAGAUCUUGACCGAGCGUGGUUACUCUUUUGUGACCACAGCCGAGCGUGAGAUUGUGCGUGACAUUAAAGAGAAGCUGUGCUACGUCGCUUUGGACUUUGAGAACGAGAUGGCCACCGCUGCCUCUUCCUCCUCCCUGGAGAAAUCCUACGAGUUGCCCGACGGACAGGUCAUCACCAUUGGCAAUGAGCGUUUCCGCUGCCCCGAGACCCUCUUCCAGCCCUCUUUCAUUGGAAUGGAGUCUGCUGGUAUCCAUGAGACUGCCUACAACAGCAUUAUGAAGUGCGACAUUGACAUCCGUAAGGACUUGUACGCCAACAAUGUCCUUUCCGGUGGUACCACCAUGUACCCUGGUAUUGCUGACCGUAUGCAGAAGGAGAUCACUGCUCUCGCCCCUAGCACAAUGAAAAUUAAGAUCAUUGCUCCCCCUGAGCGUAAGUACUCUGUUUGGAUUGGCGGCUCCAUCCUGGCUUCCCUGUCCACCUUUCAGCAGAUGUGGAUCAGCAAGCAGGAGUAUGAUGAGGCAGGCCCCUCCAUUGUCCACAGGAAGUGCUUCUAAACUUUUAUUAACCAAGCUACCCGUCCGUCUGAGUUUGUACUGUGCCUUUUGCUGUAUAUACAUUGUACCGUUGUAAUAAAAGUUGUGACGUGCUCUCA